Cinclus cinclus is the source of this 3514-nucleotide messenger RNA. RefSeq names its product alpha tocopherol transfer protein (gene TTPA). The transcript is spliced from 5 exons. Lineage: Eukaryota; Metazoa; Chordata; Aves; Passeriformes; Cinclidae. The record is from RefSeq and is a predicted model, not a curated record. The coding region runs from base 1 to 828 and encodes 275 amino acids. Gene Ontology annotation, cellular component: membrane. Gene Ontology annotation, molecular function: phosphatidylinositol bisphosphate binding.
AUGUCGCAGCCUCCGCCGGGCGCGGGGCAGCUCAAUGACCUGCCCGACAACUCUCCGCGGGUGCGCGGGGCCGUGUCCGAGCUGCGGCGGCGGGCGGAGGCAGAGCCCUGCCAGCGCUGGCCGCAGCCGCUCUCCGAUGCCUUCCUGGUGCGGUUCCUGCGCGCCCGAGACUUCCACCUGGAGCUGGCCUGGAGGUUAUUGAAGAAUUAUCAGAAGUGGAGAAUUGAAUGCCCAGAAAUAAGUGCAGUUUUACAACCAUCUUCUGUUCUUGGUCUUUUGCAAGCUGGCUAUCAUGGAGUCCUAAGGUCAAGAGACCCACAUGGAAGCAAAGUUCUAAUAUACAGAAUUGGACAAUGGGAUCCCAGUUUAUUUACAGCAUAUGAUGUGUUUCGUGUAAGUCUCAUCACAUCUGAACUCAUUGUAAGGGAGAUCGAGACUCAGCGAAAUGGAGUCAAGGCCAUCUUUGACCUUCAAGGAUGGAGAUUUGCUCAUGCUUUCCAGAUUAGUCCAGCAGUGGCCAAGAAAAUUGCUGCUGUUCUUACAGAUUCCUUUCCACUGAAAGUUCGAGGUAUCCACUUGAUUAAUGAGCCUUUAUUCUUCCACCCAGUCUUCGCUCUAAUUAAGCCUUUUCUCACUGAAAAAAUAAAGCAACGGGUGUACAUGCAUGGAAAUAACUACUUGCAGAGUCUGACCGAGCACUUCCCCGUCAGCAUUCUUCCACAGGAAUAUGGAGGGGAGGAAGUCUCCAUUGAAGAGCUGGCCAAGGAAUGGACCGACUUCAUAAUGGCGUCUUCAGAUUAUCUUCAGAGCAUUUCUCUGGUUGCCUAGAAAUAACCUUACUACAGUAUUUUAUCAAUUCUUGAACACUGGAAUUAGAAAUAAGUUUAAUGUGAAAACUUCCAUUGUGAAUGAAACCAGUAUGUCUUUGCAGGGCACUCAGUGAAUGUUAAAUUGGCUGCACUUUCAUACUAAUUGGAGUCUAUCAGUUUGUAUGUCUGAAGAGAUUAAUGAAUUUUACCUAUUUCUUGCGCUGUUUGUAAUUGAGUAACUUGGAGUGCCAGAAAGCUAAAGAGUGCAUUGGAUAUCAGGUUGAUACUGCUGCUGUUAGGUCUUUGGAGACAACUCAUCUGUAAUAAUGCAGUCCAGAACCUUACACUUAGCUCUUGUAUCUUGGCUUGUCAAGACAAUAGGAUACAACAUAAAGAACAGACCGUGAAUAGGGCACUUUGUUGCAGAAGUAAGACUACAGGGCUAAUUUACAAGGAGUGAAGAGGCUGCUUUUUUUUUUUGAUUGAUUCUCAGGAAAAAAUGCUGUUUUAUUAGUUUGUGUCAAAUCGAAAAUUAGUCAGCAAUAGUGAGACAUUUGUGUUACUCUUUGUGCUGCUUGUGCAGCUUCCCUUUUUGUGCUAAUUAACAGAAUGAUCUUCAAGUUUUACAGAGAAAAUACCACCUACAUAUUUUUCAAAGGACAGUGUGAAUCAGGAGGAGGAACUGGUAAGAGUCAAAACAACCUUGAAAUUUCUUAUUUUCUUUCUUCAAAGUGAUACUGUCUAUGGACAACUGUAAACAACUCAGAUAAUUAUUGUUCAAUCCCUAGUGUAGAGGACUGCAGAGAUCAAAAGGUUUCAGCUGUUUGCAUUAUCUGUUUGUUUCAGGGGUAAAGUAGGUUAUCCUUUGCAGAUCUGAACUUUAGAAAUAUCUGUUGUUAUGUUUUAAGGGGGAUGCUUUGAGGUCACUGUGGACCUCAGCAUAGAAGAUGCUUAUUUUCAAUACAGUAAUUGACAACUUGCCAGUCUAUUUGCUGCUGGGUACUGAAAGAAAUUAUUUUUAAUUUCCAUUGAGACCACAUCUUCUUUUUUGUAGGGGCAAUAAAAAAAACAAACAAAACCAUCGCCAUACUUACUGAAAACAGGUUUUUGUUUUGUUUUCAAGGGACAUUGCUGACAUAUGAACACUGCAUGUGUAAGCUACCACUCACACUACAUAGUACUGUCAUGCUGCAAUCCCCUGUAUUUAGUAUCUCAACCAUUAUUUUACUUUUUCUCUCAGCUUUUUCCUAAAAUCUGUUUGUACACCAACUGCUAGAGUUCAUUUACCCAGUUCUUAACUCUGUUUUGUUUUUGCAUAAGUACUAUACAUUUAAGCAUUCCAUAUGAAUUUUCGUAUAAAUAAAUCCAUAAGAAAUGUUUUUAUCUCAGGUAGCUAGAAAUUAUAAAUAAAUAACUUCAGAUAUUUUGUACUCUUUAGGACAUUGGGAUGGUAUAUAUAGGCAUGGGGACAGAAAUGAAACUAUCCUAUUAUAUUAGAAAUGUCUUACUUUAGAUUAUGAUUAAUAAGGCACUAUUGCAAGAGUCUGGAAACAGUUGGAAACUGUUCUUUAUUAGCAGGAGGAACAUCUAUGAAAGAUCCAUUACAGUAUUUGUUGGUUGUAGUUUUUUCUGCUGUGGUAAGAUCAAUGCCAGAAAUUCUUUCAAAACUAACAACUUCUUUUUUUCUUCCAAUUUCUGAAUUUCCUCAAGUGCCUUUUCAAAUUUUCUCUUUCAAAGUAGUUUUGAUAUGGGGCCUAAAAUUAAAGAAACCUUUUUCAGAUAUAUAAUUCUAUGAAAAUGUAUUUAAUAUAUAUUUCUUUUUCUCAGAUCAAACUAUUUUGCGAUAUAAAAGCUCCUUAAAUAGAGGAGUUCAAUGAACUGCAAAUUCUUCUUUAUAAGAAAAUAGACCAAGUAGUCAGGUAUCUGGCAAUUGUUCAAGUGUCUAACUCAAGUUCCAAGUAAUUUACCAGCUGGAGAACCGAAGCUAUUGGCUUAAUAUCACAGUCCUUCAAUUUUAAUGCGUUAAUAUAAGGUGCACAAAGGAAUGAACCAUGUUUCAGUGAACAAGAAAAUUUUAAAAAUUUAAACAUUUCCUAUGGAACCCAAUCUCUGAUUGCUGCUGGUUUACAUAGCAGAAACCUCAUUUGAUUGCAUAUGUAUAUGAAUGUGCAUAUUUAGCUGGGGCUUUUUAAUCUCUAUUUGGACUUCAGCAGCUCUGUGGAUAUAAAGUCCUAAAUGUCUUCAAAAAUACCGCGAUCCAGUUAAGUGGUAGCGUGUUUGUAUGACUCAACAGUUAGAGCACUGAGUGCAGUUAUUUUUUUCCUGAACUGUUAAUUAUUUUUUAAUGUUUACAUAUUAUAUAGGAGGUGGGAGCUCUUAAUUGCCAUUGCUGCUAAUAAUAAGGACACAAGAUAAUUGGAACAUUUACAUAAUGAACAGUGGAGAUGUUGGUAUGAUGCGUGGUGGUGUUGCAGCUUUGAGCAGCAAUCAACAAAACAAAGAUCCCUAAGUGCAUGAUUCUUUAUAAACAUCAGGAGUGCCUCUAAAAAAAAACAAAAACUAUGUUAAAUGUUAAACUGUUAAACGAUGCAAAUAUAAUUCACUACUGACUGUGAGCAAGAUGUAAUGCACCAUUUUUAAGAUUUCUCUCUCUUUUUAAAAAUUUAUUAACGCACGUUUUAAUUAAUAAACCCUUUAUGGUUGAA